Messenger RNA from Psammomys obesus (fat sand rat), 1657 nucleotides. It is a transcript of the gene Smarce1, whose product is annotated as SWI/SNF related, matrix associated, actin dependent regulator of chromatin, subfamily e, member 1. Gene Ontology annotation, biological process: negative regulation of DNA-templated transcription. The transcript is spliced from 10 exons. The record is from RefSeq and is a predicted model, not a curated record. Bases 413 to 1594 code for a protein of 393 amino acids. Gene Ontology annotation, molecular function: nucleosomal DNA binding; nuclear receptor binding. NCBI's taxonomy places the organism in Eukaryota, Metazoa, Chordata, Mammalia, Rodentia, Muridae. Gene Ontology annotation, cellular component: SWI/SNF complex.
CCCCGCCCAGGCCCCGCCGCCUGGCCCCGGAGCGGGGGCCCGAACCGCGGCCCCGGCCUUCUCCGCCCUCCUUCGCCGUGACGAAUCGGCGCCCGACUGGGACGGGAUCCAGAGUGCGAGACUUCGGAGGAAACCGUGGAGCCCGGGGAGGGAGGAAAAAAUAAUAAUAAUUUCCUUUGGCCGCACCGAGCCUCGCCGCGUCCUCGCCGGAAGGGCCGUUCGUGUGAGGGCAGCCGGCCGCGGCCCGCGGAGAAACCCCGCGCCGUGUGGAAAGUGCGAGCGCGGAAGCUCCGGCGCGAGGGGCGGGGCGAGCGCGGGACAAAGGGAAGCGAAGCCGGAGCUGCGGGCGCCUGCUCGGCCCGCGGAAAGACCAUCUUAUGCCCCACCUCCCACCCCAGCUCCUGCAACACAAAUGCCCAGCACACCAGGGUUUGUGGGAUACAAUCCAUACAGUCAUCUCGCCUACAACAACUACAGGCUGGGAGGGAACCCGGGCACCAACAGCCGGGUCACGGCAUCCUCUGGCAUUACGAUUCCAAAGCCUCCAAAGCCACCAGAUAAGCCGCUGAUGCCCUACAUGAGGUACAGCAGAAAGGUCUGGGACCAAGUAAAGGCUUCCAACCCUGACCUAAAGUUGUGGGAGAUUGGCAAGAUUAUUGGUGGCAUGUGGCGAGAUCUCACUGAUGAAGAAAAACAAGAAUAUUUAAACGAAUACGAAGCAGAAAAGAUAGAGUACAAUGAAUCUAUGAAGGCCUAUCAUAACUCCCCUGCAUACCUUGCAUAUAUUAAUGCAAAAAGUCGUGCAGAAGCAGCAUUAGAGGAAGAAAGUCGACAGAGGCAGUCUCGCAUGGAGAAAGGAGAGCCUUACAUGAGCAUUCAGCCUGCUGAGGAUCCAGAUGAUUAUGAUGAUGGCUUUUCAAUGAAGCAUACAGCUACUGCCCGUUUCCAGAGAAACCACCGCCUCAUCAGUGAGAUCCUCAGCGAGAGUGUGGUACCUGAUGUGCGGUCAGUCGUAACAACAGCUAGAAUGCAGGUCCUCAAGCGACAGGUCCAGUCUUUAAUGGUUCAUCAGCGGAAACUGGAAGCUGAGCUUCUUCAGAUAGAGGAGCGACACCAGGAGAAGAAGAGGAAAUUCCUGGAAAGCACAGACUCCUUUAACAAUGAACUUAAAAGGUUAUGUGGUCUGAAGGUAGAAGUAGACAUGGAGAAAAUUGCAGCUGAAAUUGCACAGGCGGAGGAACAGGCCCGAAAAAGGCAGGAGGAGAGAGAGAAGGAGGCAGCAGAGCAAGCGGAGCGCAGUCAGGGCAACAUCGCCCCUGAGGAAGAGCAAGUGGUGAACAAAGCUGAGGAGAAGAAAGAUGAGGAGAACAUCCCGAUGGAGACAGAGGAGACACACCUUGAAGAAACAACAGAGAGCCAACAGAACGGUGAAGAAGGCACGUCUACUCCUGAGGACAAGGAGAGUGGGCAGGAGGGGGUUGACAGCAUGGAGGUAGAAGGGACCAGUGAUAGUAAUACUGGCUCAGAGAGCAACAGUGCAACAGUAGAGGAGCCACCCACAGACCCCAUGCCAGAAGACGAGAAGAAGGAAUAAAUGUUGCCUUGUUUUAUGUGUCCUAAACUUUUUUAAAUGAAAAAAAAAGUGUUUUGGUUUUAA